Molecule: messenger RNA, 2812 nt
Organism: Purpureocillium takamizusanense
Lineage: Eukaryota; Fungi; Ascomycota; Sordariomycetes; Hypocreales; Ophiocordycipitaceae
Gene: RAD10
Product: ssDNA endonuclease and repair protein rad10
Exons: 2
Coding region: 261-1547 (428 amino acids)
Biological process (GO): mitotic recombination; UV-damage excision repair; meiotic mismatch repair
Cellular component (GO): ERCC4-ERCC1 complex; nucleus; nucleotide-excision repair factor 1 complex
Molecular function (GO): single-stranded DNA binding; damaged DNA binding
Source: RefSeq, a predicted model, not a curated record
GCUAAACACCAUCUCGCCGUGAUCAACAAAUGCGACCGUGGGGGGUGGUGGACUUGGAUCGCGCGCAUGGCCCGUGGUUCAGGGUAGGCGUCAGGACAAACGGGGGGGUGUUGCGUCAUUGAAGCUUCAAAAUUCCGGGUCCUCCCCGACCGUGAAUUGCGUCCAGCUGCCCCUUCACCUCCAGCGUCCACAGGAGAGCGGCACGAAAUUUACAGCUCACCCCCCGCCUCCGGAAGCUUCACCACCAGGGUCCGCAGCCCAUGGACGACGACUUUGGAGCCGACGACGCCCUCCUGGCGGCCAUGGCGGCGGCCGACCCGUCACCAGCACCAGCACCGGCACCGGCUCGCCGCCCGGUCCAGCAGCCCGCACCGCAAAAGGUGCAGCAGCCGACGCCGCAGCGCCUCGACAAGGUGCCUCCGGCGGCCGGUUCGUCGUCGUCGGGAGGCGGCGCCAAGGUCGUGCAGCCGACGCCGCAGGCCCUUCCGCAGCGGCAGGCCGGGUCCACGAUCCUCGUCUCGCCGCGCCAGCGUGGCAACCCCGUGCUCACCAACCUGCGCUCCAUGCCGUGGGAGUACAGCGACGUUCCGGCCGACUACGUCAUGGGCGUGACUACGUGCGCUCUGUUUCUGAGCCUCAAAUACCACCGCCUCCAUCCCGAGUACAUCUACACGCGUAUCCGCAACCUGCAGGGCCGCUACAACCUCCGCAUCCUCCUCACCAUGGUCGACAUCCCCAACCACGAGGACUCGCUGCGCGAGCUGUCCAAGACGUCGCUCGUCAACAACGCCACCAUCAUCCUCUGCUGGUCGGCGGCCGAGGCGGCGCGCUACCUCGAGCUCUACAAGUCGUACGAGAACGCAAACUUCGCCGCCAUCCGCGGCCAGCAGUCGUCGAGCUACGCGGACCGACUGGUGGACUUUGUCACGGUGCCGCGCAGCCUCAACAAGUCGGACGCCGUCGCCCUGGUGGCUAACUUUGGGAGCCUCCGCAGCGCCGUCAACGCCGACGCCGAGCAGCUGGGCAGGCUCAGCGGAUGGGGCGGCGUCAAGGUCAAGCGCUGGUCGUCGGCCGUCGAGGAGCCCUUUCGCGCCAAGAAGGCGGCCCGGCGAGGCGUGCAGGACGCCGCCGCCGCCGCCGCCGCCGGACAGUCGUCUGAGAGUCAACACCGACUGGCGCGGCUGGACCAGGCCAUGCCGCUCUCGCGCGUGCCGCUUCGCGACAUGCCUGCAGCAGCAGCAGCAGCAGCAGCAGCUGUCGGCCCGUCUGGCGAGGGCGGCAGACAGCCCGCCGCGGGGACAGGGUCGUCGGGGCAAUCGGCGCCGAAGCAGUUCCAGUUCCUCGACGACGAUGGCGAUGACGAUGACAACGACGACGAUGACGAGGAGGCGCUACGGGCGGCAGCAAAGGAGGAGACGCACAAGACGGCCGGCGAUAGGAGCGCAAGGGCCUCCCAGACGGCCCGGCCGGCCGAGAAGGCGCAGGAGCGGGAGGAGCUCGCCGGAGGGGUCGCGGCGGCGCUGGCCAAGCUGCGCGAACACGGCUGACGCGCCCAACUACUACGUCUCGCGGGCCAACAUACAUACAUGCUUCGUAUGCAUGAGCAACAGACUAGAGUCAUGCACCGCACAGGUGCGUGAGAGAUGGUCAUCUCGGCUCAUUGAUAGCGCCGCGGAACAGCCGAGCGAGCGACGCAGCCAGGAAGCUUCGACGUCUGCAGCCAUUCUUGCAUCGCGUUGUCUCCGCGCGCUCCUCCUUCUUGAUUCGAACGCGUGGGGAGGAAGCAAGCAAGGGCAAAGGCUGCGAGACGCGACCGGGGGGUCGCACUAUCUGGUCACGCCUUUGCGGUUGUGUUUGGUGGUGGUGGUGGUGGUGGUGCAGCAAGUCAACAGACAGGGGUACUGUCGCUCACACUUGAAUCCUUGCGACGCAACCGAGAGACGACCCCCAAAGGCCCGCCUCCACCCCGCACCGGACUGCGGGAUCGCGAAAAUAGCCCAGUUCAGUCCCCCACGGACGUGCGGGGAAGGCCUCGAUAUGGGCAGUCAAGGUACCAGCCCAGCUUACAUGCCUUGAUUAGUGCCGGCAACCAUGGGGUAGAAGCGAUCGGCGGCAGAGAGGAGAGGGGGGGUUCCAUGUUCCUGGCGGUCAAGGACGGCGUGUCACCUGCGAUUUGCCGGGCCGACGGCGGCAUUGACGCAAGUCACCUGCAGGCCCCCAGCCAGCCAGCUAGGCCCCGCGCGGCCUUGCGAUGGUGGUGGUGGUGUUGUCGUCGUUUGGCUCUGGGACGUGGAUGGACGGACGGACGGUCGGCAACGGCUACUGCCGCGGUGAGGCGUUUGUGAGAGCAUCAAAAAUGGAACCACGAGCGGGCCGCGUGAGGAGGUCGUGUACUACAAAUGGUAGCAGCAGCAGCAGCUUUCAUGAUGCAACGAUGUGACGAUUCGGUUCGCGAACGAAGCGGUCGCGGCACCUGCCGAUAUUGAUUGACCGAGCACGCGGAACUAACGUUGCUUGUUGUCCGUGCUGGGGCGGGCUGCUCGUCUUCCAUGUUGGUUCUCGUGCCGCGACUUGGCCUGGUCUAGUAGUGGUGAUGCCUGACCGCGGGGCCGGACGACUAGAGGGGGUGCGGGGGCAUCGUCAACAGCCGUCGACGCUCACGCCCGAUCGCGUGCGCAAUAGGGUAUAAAAUCAGGUGCCCUAAGGCCCCCGCGGGUACCUGUAAGAUUUAAGUAACUAGUUAGACUUGACGGUUUUAGGGCUUUUAAGCACUUAUAAAUAAGCUAGAUAUCUUUAAGUAUUUAUAAAGAAU